CUUAGCACUUCUCAUUCAAGGCAAGGAAAGGAAGAUACAGAAUGGCCCGCAAGGUAGCCGUUGCACUGGUUUCUGUUCUCUACGCCUUCCACAUCAUGUAUGCAGUUUGUGAAGAUCCAGAACUAAGUGAUAGUAGCGAGGACUACUUAAGCGGAGCGUAUGAACCAGUGACUUGCCACUUCGCAAACUCUACAGUUGGUCUGCUGGCGCCUCCUAAUUGCACCGUGCCUUGUCAUAAUUCUACCGCUUCGUGGAAUCAAACGGAACCAGAUAAUUCUACGUGCUAUUCUUCUUACAGUGAUCUACAAAGCAAACUGCAAGAGGCAUCACCGAAAAUCUACAACUGCACUGUUGGUUUUUGUAGCAAUGGGACAUGUAUAUCCAACCACACAUACGCCGAAUGCUGGUAGCGGAGCCAGAACAGACACUAUGUUCCUCAAACCCGCUGACGUGAUGUUUGAAAAACGGUGUAUAUAUUUUUUUGAUAUUUCAAUCAAUAAAUUUGAUGCCAUAGAGACAAACCUGUGGUCUGGAUAGAU
Rhipicephalus sanguineus (brown dog tick) is the source of this 539-nucleotide messenger RNA. RefSeq names its product evasin P672. Lineage: Eukaryota; Metazoa; Arthropoda; Arachnida; Ixodida; Ixodidae. The transcript has 6 exons. Gene Ontology annotation, biological process: negative regulation of chemokine activity. Gene Ontology annotation, molecular function: C-C chemokine binding. Bases 42 to 410 code for a protein of 122 amino acids. The record is from RefSeq and is a predicted model, not a curated record.